Molecule: messenger RNA, 1071 nt
Organism: Closterium sp. NIES-65
Lineage: Eukaryota; Viridiplantae; Streptophyta; Zygnematophyceae; Desmidiales; Closteriaceae
Source: the annotation of a GenBank genome assembly
AUGUUGGCGAUGCGUCUGCGUUCCGUGUCUGGGGAUCUCAAGCUUUCAUCCGCGACUUGUCUGCGGACAAGCUGUCCUCCCGUGCUGUUCCCUGCGUCUUCCUUGGCUUCCUCCCUGGCGCUCUUGGUUGGCUUCCUCCCUGGCGCUCUUGGUUGGCAGUUUUACCACCCCACCUCGCGCCGUGUUCUGUCCUCUCAGGACGUCACGUUUGACGAGUCGGUUCCUUACUACCAUCUCUUCCGCUACCGCACUGCCCCCCUCCCCCCCCUGCCGCUCUUCCUCGAGCCAGGUCCUCCCCAAGUAGAACCCCUCCAUCCUCAGGUUCUUGCUCCCUCAGGUGUGUCCCAGGUAGACGUCGUCGAGCCUGUCGAGGUAGCUGUUGAUUCUGGUGGUACUAGGGGUGCUGAGCCUGCGGGUGCCGGGUCUAGGGGUGCUGAGCCAGGGGAUGCAGAGCCCGGGGGUGCUGAGUUUGGGGGUGCUGAGCCUGGGGUUGCUGUGCCUGGGGUUGCUGAGUCUGGGGGUGCGGAGUCUAAGGGUGCUGAGCCUGCGCGUAUGGAGUCUGGAGGUGCUGAGCCUAGAGGUCCUUCGGGUGCUUCGUCCCGGCGGGAGCCCCUCUCUCCCCAGCAACUGCGUGAGUGGUUUGCUCGGCGCUGGAGCCGUGCUGCUGGAGCUGGUGGUGCUACGGGCGCUGGAGGUCCUGUUGCUGCUGGAGCUGCUGGGGAAUCUGGAGCCACUGGUCCCGGAGGUGCUCGUACUGGAGGUACUGGAGCUGCUGGGCCUGGUGGUGCCACUCGAGCUGGAGCUCUUGGAGGUGCUGGCUCUGGCUGUGCUGCUGGAGCAGGUGCUGCUGGAGGUGAUGGGGCUGGCGCUGAUGGAGCUGCUGGAGGUGCUGGUGGCCCUGGUGGUGCUGCUGGAGCUGCAGGUGGUGCUGCUGGAGCUGGUGGUGGUGCUGGAGCUGCUGGAGGUGCUGCUGGAGCUGGUGGUGGUGUUGCUGGAGUUCGAGCUGGCGCUGGGGGUGCUGGUGCUGUCCCUGCUGGUUCAGGGGCGUGUCCCUCUGCCGUCUCCUCCUGA